GGGAUGCCCGCUAGGAUUUGUGUUGUCAUUGUUCGCACAAUCCGGGUCAAUGGUAUUCAUACUUGACGCACGCCGUCCGCCAAUAUGCCAUCUGCGCUGGCCAACGGAAGUGAUACCCAUGUCCUGCGCGCUCGUGCAUUGCGAGCUGCAGAACAGCUAGAUCGAUAUUUGCCGAGCCAAUCGAGUCAGGAAAAGUUGUCGUCGGCUCCUUCGAGCGGACUCUCAACGCCGGUUGCCGAUGAUGCGCCGCCUUCCGUACAGUCCAUAUCAUCCGCAAGGAAGCAAGUCCGUGCCCAGGCGAAGACACGAUUAUUCUACAAUAUUGACUAUCAGCCCCGUUUGUCGCACUUUGAUCCGAACUCUGACAACCAGAACUUUCGGGGCUUCUUUGUUCUGUUCUGGAUCAGCCUAGCUAUCAUGGUUAUCACGACGGUGUUGCGCAACGUGAAGGAUACGGGAUAUCCGCUGCGGAUGCAGGUUUGGCUGCUGUUUUCGGCCAAUGUCUUCCAACUGGCGCUCUGUGAUCUUGCUAUGGUCGUAAGCACUGGCGUGACUUUGCCGUUGCAUCGUGCCAUCAGCUCGAGCAAGGGGUGGCUCCGGUGGAAUCAAUAUGGGAUCGUCGUUCAGAGCUCUUUCCAGCUUGUCUGGUUGACCAUUUGGGUCGCGUUACCUUUCAUGUUGGAUUGGACGUGGACCGCCCAAGUUUACCUUACCCUGCAUACAUUGACGCUUUUGAUGAAAAUGCACUCAUAUGCCUUCUACAACGGCCAUUUGAGUGAGACCCAACGACGCCUUUCGUCGCUAGAUAAGCCAGACUCGGAUUCCCUGUCCGCAGCUAUCCGAUAUCCGAAGUCCCCCAUCCGAGCCGCCGAAGAGAACUCCGAGAUAGGGGUGUCAAACGACAAGCGAGACUGUAAGCAACCCGUAUCCAAACUUCGCUCAGACCUCGCGACGGAGCUCACCUCACCCCUUGGUCAUGUGACAUACCCGCAAAAUCUCACCUGGUGGAACUAUAUCGAUUUCCUAUUAUGCCCAACCCUCUGUUAUGAGUUAGAAUACCCACGGACCAAAAAAACGCAAUGGACAAGAGUCCUAGUAAAAGCGUUGGCUGUGUUUGGUUGUAUUUUCUUAUUGACCUUGACAACCGAAGAGUUCAUUGUGCCUGUCCUGAAUGACUCUGCAUAUCGACUACACCGAGCAGAUAGCUGGUGUGAGAAAAGUCUUGUCCUUGCUGAGACGAUCAGCAUGCUUCUGUUUCCCUUCAUGGUUACAUUCCUCCUCGUUUUUCUUGUGAUUUUCGAAUAUGUCUUAGGGGCAUUCGCCGAGAUAACACGGUUUGCGGACCGUCGAUUCUACUCCGACUGGUGGAAUUCCUGCGAUUGGUUGGAAUUUUCCCGGGAAUGGAACAUUCCCGUCCAUCACUUCCUUCGACGCCAUGUUUAUUUUUCCUCUUUGACGCGAUUUUCGAAUUCGGGAGCUAUGUUUAUAACAUUCCUUGUAAGCUCGAUUGGGCAUGAGUUAGUCAUGGGAUGCAUUACGAAGAAACUCCGCGGGUACGGGUUUCUUGCAAUGAUGCUCCAGCUGCCUAUUGUUGCAGCGCAGCGAUCAAAAUUCGUCAAGGGACGAAGGACAUUCAAUAAUGUCUGCUUUUGGAUCUCCAUGAUUCUCGGCCUAUCAAUGAUGUGUGCACUCUAUGUACUUGUAUAACAUAUGCUUUCAUAGUAUGGAUUGCUUUAGGAGAGGGACACGCUCUAUACCGCAGGUAACGCCUUUGGUUGAAAGCUGUGUUAUUUGCUUUUCGCAUUGGGACAGUGAUUGAUUUGGGUAAAUGAUAUAUAUAUAUAUAUUUAGGCUCAUUCUGCGACAUUUCUGAACUUGCUGGGUUCAUGCGACUGCAUUUGUUUGGUGCAUUUAUUUAGUAAUUAUGUACGAUGUUAG
This is a messenger RNA of Coccidioides immitis RS, 1938 nucleotides long. Its product is annotated as sterol O-acyltransferase. The record is from RefSeq and is a predicted model, not a curated record. The coding region runs from base 85 to 1707 and encodes 540 amino acids. The transcript has 6 exons. NCBI's taxonomy places the organism in Eukaryota, Fungi, Ascomycota, Eurotiomycetes, Onygenales, Onygenaceae. Gene Ontology annotation, molecular function: ergosterol O-acyltransferase activity. Gene Ontology annotation, biological process: ergosterol metabolic process. Gene Ontology annotation, cellular component: endoplasmic reticulum membrane.